AUGGAAGGAAAAGAACAUACCAGGGACAAUAACAGAGACCAAAAGGGGGACAAAGAUAAGAAAAGACAAAAUAAACCCGAAGGACCUAAAAGAGAAGCUAUCUUAGAUCUCAAUAAAUAUUAUAACCAAAAAAUAAGAGUGAAAUUUAUUGGGGGAAGACAAAUAGUUGGAAUAUUGAAAGGGUUUGAUCAAUUGAUGAACUUAGUAUUAGAAGAUGUUGAAGAAAAUUUAAGAGAUCCUGAUGAUGAUUCAGUUUUAACUGGUAAUAUCAGAAAAUUAAGUAAAGUUGUUGUAAGAGGACCUUCAUUAUUGACUAUUUCUCCAUUAGAUGGAAGUGAAAUCAUUGACAAUCCUUUCCAACAAUAA
Messenger RNA from Yamadazyma jaroonii, 366 nucleotides. NCBI's taxonomy places the organism in Eukaryota, Fungi, Ascomycota, Pichiomycetes, Serinales, Debaryomycetaceae. The record is from the annotation of a GenBank genome assembly.